AUGGCGGCCCCCUCUACCACUGCGGUUGAGCCAGGAGACCGCUACCUCACUCGUGAGCCUUGCUGCCGACAGUGCUGUCACGGCAGCAGUGGUGCGCUACUGGCACCGCCAUCCAGAUCACUCGAGCACAGUGCCGUCACUGGCGGAGACACGGAGAUUACCUUCCCAUCAGCCGCUGCAGUGGACAGCGACGCACCGUGGAUCGCGGUGAGGCCGUACAGCUACCUCUUCCGCGCACCGGUGAAGGGUCGGUGGCUGGGCCAUGGCCUUCUCGAGCUUUUUCUGAAGGAGUUUGCCUUCGUGCCGUUUGAUGCUGCCGCCGCCGAGAAGGUGCCGUUGUUGUCGGAACGGGGGAUCAUCCCCGCCAGCACAACCACCGGCACUAUCCGCUCCGCAGUGGUGCCACUGCUGUUACAGCAGCAAGCGGCGUCAUCCUCGCUGCAUGUCAGUGGCAGCGCCACGCUCGACCGUCGCUUCACCCUCCCCGCGUACAUCGAGGAGCUUUGCGAAGGCGUACUGUGGCUGCGCGAUCGAGAGGUGGAAUGCCGGGCGGCCGGGCGUCGCUACCAGAGAGCACUUAUCGACGUUGUGGCUCGCGCGCAAGGCAUCCACUCCAGCACAGGCUGCACAGAUGGCGGUAUUGCUAAAAGAGACCAUAGUGGUAUGAUUGAAGCCCAACCGCAUCCGCUGCCGAAGCAGAUGAUGGCACCCGUUCAAGCAACCCCAUCAACAGCCCUGCUCUGCACGAUACCGAGCAGCGAGGUGAGCGCGGCGUCGAGUGAUUGGCCUGCUUGGUGUCGUACAGUUCUGUGGCUGACAGAGUUGCCCUCUGAGGCUGAAGUCGAUGCGUUGUUGCCGCGCAUGCUGUCGGCCGCAUCUACAUCGCUAUCCAGAGACAGCGCUGUUGCGCAGGGAAGUGCUGGAGCACACUCCGCCAGCGCCACUACUGUCAGUGGGACUCCCCUACCACUUCUCUUGCUUCAGCAACGAGACUUGGUGUGUCACCGUGUGUGGCGCUGCGAGGGGCGCAUGUUUGCACAUCCGCCGCUGGAGAUUCUGCGUUGCGACGUCGCCGCUGCUCUGUCCGCUGUGUCUCCUGAGGUGCACGCCAGGACACCGGUGCCGGCGGCGAAGACACUCGCCAUGCUUAUGGUAAGUAAGCCGCCAGGGUUGCCGGUGCACCCUGCCGGCCGCUACCGCAAGAACUCAGUGACGAGCAUUCUCGAGGACGUGCUAGGCGGCGGCGGCGGCGACGGCGAUGCGCGCCGAUUUUACCGCAUCGAGGAGCACCACACCAGCGCAACGACCGGCAGUGCGUUGCCGCAUCCGCCCUACGCCUCUGUUGUUCACAAGACGGGCGGCUUUGAGCUCAUUCGAGUGUGGCUGCGGCGCCCUCCGUCUUCAGCAGACGCCAGCGCGCCCGUCCUUUGCGGUCCUUCAUCGCUUUCCACCUUAGCAGACGAGAUUGGCGUGUCUGCUGAAGACUGGGCAGUGCUCAAGGCCCUCUUCAUGCGCGAACGCGAUGCGACGACGCAAGAGGGUCGAGCGAGGAAUCCGAAAGAGGACAGGCACGCCAGUCCGCACGGUGACAUCACCAUCGCAGCAGAGACGGCACGGCCGCUGAAGCGGUCGCGCGAGGCUGAAGACGGGGAUGACAGUCCACUAUCAGUUGGCAAUGGCCACUGCGCCAGUACCGAAAAGAUGACGCGUGCACGAAGCGGUGACGCGGCAGUUGCUGUUCCGUCCUCGUACACCAUGAAGGCCCACGUUGUGCACCGGCUCGACGCGGCCACCAGCGGUGUACUUCUCUUUGGGCUGAACAGCUGUACGGCGCGCCGCACGGCAGCGGCCAUCGCGAGUAAAGAAGAGCUCGACAGCAGUGACGACGAGAACAGUGCCGAUGGUGACAACGUGGCUAACCGAGAUGACGUGCGGGAGGUAGGCGCUGGCUUGGAGACUCUGCCUCUAUCACUACCAGCGCCGACCUCCCGCAAGGUCUACUGUGCGCGAGUGCAUGGCCGAGUAGAUCUCGAGAGCAUCGCACGUCAGCAGCAUCACUGCGUCCUGCGCAGCACUUCGCUACUGACGCAGUCAACGAGCGAUGAGCACGGAGCACCCGACGUUGCUGUGGCGGGCGUUGGCACGAGCGGUGCGACACACCACACUGUUGCUGAGCUGCUUGUGUGUCGGCCCAUCGGGUGUUUGGAUCACCACAGUAGCCUGUACUGGUCGCCAGACGUCGCCAUCACGGAUGCGUGGAAACAGCGCCAGGCAGACGCCAAACGACUUCAACAGCAGCAGGCACCCGAAUCGCGCAACGGCUCGCUCUCUGGUGGACGAAGCAAGGCAGUUCGCACGCAAGAGGCCGUUGCAGCGAAGAAUGAGCGCAUGCGUCUACUUACGCGAGGUGGCAGGAGGGACUCAGUAGGUGCAGUGGCUCUAUCACCGCCUCCCGUGAGGAACGGUCCAGCAACUCUGCUGGCACACAAAGCGUCGGCUGUUCUCUCAGAUACCUCCAGGCGUGUGCAACAGUACUUGGAGACGCUUCGCUCGGCCAAGACGGCGUUACAGGUAAUGCGCUACGAUGCAGCCACCGAUCAGACAGUGGUGAAGUGCACCCUCGGUACGGGCCGCACGCACCAACUGCGCGUCCACCUCGCCUCUCUUGGACACCCGAUUGUGCGGGACCGUAAGUACAUCGCGUUGGAGGCCCACAUGCGCGCCCUGGCGAAAAGUGGCGAGGAGGACCCGCCUCGGAGCAGCAAAGCGGCGGCUGUCGCCCCCCGCACACCUCUCGCGUCGGAAGCUUUGCUGACUCGCUUCUACGAAAGCACUGCUUCGACCGACAGAGCGGAGGUUAAUGGAAGCGAUGCUGCUGCCGCUGCGGUAGAGAGCAGAUGGCAACCAGAGGCUGUCGCAGAGAACCGAAGUUGGAGCGGCUGCAUAUGCCCGGAGGCCAUCGAUCUUCACGCCUGGCACUAUACGCUCGCCUACGAAGACGGUGAACUUUUGUCGGUCGAAGUGCCGCUGCCCAUGUGGGCGCAGUGA
Molecule: messenger RNA, 3048 nt
Organism: Leishmania braziliensis MHOM/BR/75/M2904
Lineage: Eukaryota; Euglenozoa; Kinetoplastea; Trypanosomatida; Trypanosomatidae
Exons: 1
Coding region: 1-3048 (1015 amino acids)
Biological process (GO): pseudouridine synthesis
Molecular function (GO): pseudouridine synthase activity; RNA binding
Source: RefSeq, a predicted model, not a curated record